GCUACCACGCCUGCAGUAAGGACAAGACUGCCUCGAACAACAACUAAUGGCUUCAGGAUUCAGCUACACGGCAGGUCGUUCGCGAUGCUUCACCUAUUGGCAGGAAUUCUCGAAGUGCUAUGCCAACUCAGACUCACCUAGUCAAUGUCGUCUACAAGCGGACGACUACCUUGAAUGCUUGCAUCACACGAAAGAGAUUGCUCGGGCCAAGACGGUGAAGGCCGAGUUUAUCAAGCAGGCUGAGCAUCACGCCAAGGAAGGCAGCAAGGCCGCAGAUAUCCUUGCAGACGGUGUCAUUGUUGGGGUCGGACUCAUACAGAGGGACCAGGCGAACGCUAAACACUAGCAGACGAUACCCCAGUCUUCUGCUUUGUUACCCUGCCUUCAAACCUUUGUACUGCAGUGGCUCUCGCAUGGUUGAUGUAGACAUUAGAAUAAUCAUAGCAUUUCCACCCCACAUGUCUUGAGCUAUUGGUCUCCGCGUAAUUCCAUGGAAAGUUGUAGUGCG
Molecule: messenger RNA, 508 nt
Organism: Coniophora puteana RWD-64-598 SS2
Lineage: Eukaryota; Fungi; Basidiomycota; Agaricomycetes; Boletales; Coniophoraceae
Exons: 5
Coding region: 47-346 (99 amino acids)
Biological process (GO): mitochondrial respiratory chain complex I assembly
Source: RefSeq, a predicted model, not a curated record